AGCUUAAGCGCUUCUCAUUGUGUGAAUGUUUGAGGUUGAGGGAACUUCCAGACUCAGUUGGUAAUUUAACCUCAUUGACAGAGUUAGACUUAACAGACACGGGGAUAAGGAAACUUCCCAACACUAUCGGAAAAUUAAAAUCAUUGUGUGUCUUGCAUUUCCCAAGAGAACCAACUUUUCAUCGGAAGCAUCAUGUUUGGCAAUUACCUAGUGGCAUCAGCAUGUUGGUAGAUCUUAUAGAUUUGAAUCUAGGUGGGCAUUACAAACUGGAAGGUGAAAUUCCUAUUGAAAUUGGGGAAUUGUCACAUUUAAGAUCCCUAGAUUUAAGUUGUUCUCGUAUCUCCAAAAUUCCAGAGACAAUCAACAAGCUUCAUCACCUCCGCACACUAAAUUUAGUUGGUUGUCAUGGUAUUCAAAUGUUGCCGGAGCUUCCCACAAGUUUGGUUUGUCUACAACUUCUAUCUGCAUCAUUGCUCUUAGUUCCCAAUCUAUCAAAUCUUACUAACUUGAUUAUAUUGAAACUAAGUGAUUGCUCUAAAAUAACAGGCAAAUCAAAAAUAAUCACUGGAUGCAACUUAAGGUGGAUUGGGAGGUUAUCUAGAUUGAAAUUUUUAGACUUGAAUCUAUUAAACGUCCCUGCACCUCCAGAGUUGACUUCUCUUCCUCAUCUAGAAAGGCUUUGUUUGUCUCAUCUAAAUUUGCAAACCCUUCCACUCGAUGGACUUCCACAACUAGGGCACUUACAUGUUCACGGUUGUAAACUACUUCGGAGAUUAUCCAUUCCUUUGGAAUUGAGGAAGCUAGAGUCUAUGCAUGUGUUAGAUUGUCCAGACCUAGUUGAGAUAAAAUAUUUGGGUCUUUUGGAAUCAUUGAAAUCCAUCAUGGUUUCUGGUUGCAAAUCUCUGAGAAGAGUAAGUGGGUUAUCAUACUUGACGAAGUUAGAGCAUUUGAAAAUUACACAGUGCAUGUCAUUGAUAAAAUUGAUUGAUGCAUCUUGCACAAACACAGCCAAUGAUUGCAUUGUCAAAAUAGAGGAGUGUGGAGAUUCAGUGCCGAGCAUCCCGUAUGAAAUGUCUAUGAAGUGCUACAGAGAAGAAUUUCUCCUGGAUACAUCAGACAUUGAAUCCAAGUCAGAUAAGAUGGAACAUCCCUUCACAAUCAAAUUCCGUUAUGGAUCAAAGUCAAGUGAUGGAUCGGCUUGGUGUGGGUGGGGGGAGACGGAAAUGAAAAAUUUCACCCCUGAUUCAGUGACAUAUGAGGGAUUAAUUGCUUGCAUGAAAUAUUUCGGCUGUCGUGUGAAGAGAAUGUGGUACGAGACUCUUUGGGAAGGCCAUGAGGACAUUUUUUGUGAAGAGAGCAACAAGGGCAUAGAGAUCAAGAGUGAUGAGCAAGUGAAGGAGAUGGCGCAACUAGCGUCUAAAAGAGGCUUCAUUAUAUUGGACGUCCUGGGGGCAGUUAACAGGACGGAAUCAUACGACGACGAUACGAUAAGUACGUUAAGAGAGGCAUGGACAAUGGAGACUGAUGUGUAUUCCAAUGAAGAUGGAGCUGAGUGGGACGUUUCAGGUCCUGAGGAAGACUUAGACUCUGCAAGUGAGGGUGAAAGCCAAACGGAUAGCACCUCCUCUAUUGAUGAUUUCGAGUCCGAGAUGGGCAAUGCAGAAUAUUUCGAGGCCACGGGAAAUAGGAAGCAAAUGACGGACGGAAAGGUUGGGCACCAUGGUACUAUCGAUGAAGGGGAAACGGCGAGUAUAGAAAAUAGGAAGGAGAAGCGGGAUGAGACAGUGGAACUUGCCGUCCAAAAUGUUGUCCAGUCGAUUUACCAACAGUGCGAAGGAGUCGAACAUCAUGAGAUGCCCUGCAAAGCUACGACCGAAGUUGAGGAUCAGAUAGUCAUUGCUUCUGUGAAUACGGAUAGAACAGCGGAGACUGACCGAGUACCUGUAAAAAGGAGAAAGAGGGAGUGGAACUAGAUGUGCUUUAAACCCAGGAGGGGAUCCUGGCAUAAGAGGUAGAGCAAGGGGUACAGCUUCAAGUUCAAGAAACAAACAGCAAAGCUACGAAGGCGGGUAGGGUUGCAGCUUCCAGCUCGGGAAAGAGUAAGGCAUCAGAUUCAGGAAGGGGCAGAGCUUCGAGUUCAUGAAGAAGCACAGUUUCAAGUACAGGAAGGGGAAGGGGCAGAGGUUCAACUUCCGGAGAGGGCACAACUUCGAGGUCAGGAAGGGUAAGAGGUUCAAGUUCAAGAAGGGCACAACCGAAAUGGGGUUGAAUUUAAGAUUAGGGACGGACAACGGUUCAAGCCCGGCCGUGGCUGAGCCUAAGACAUCGAGGUCGUGAUAAGAAGAACAAGCCCGUGCCAGGAUCUCCCAGAGGCUGUUCACCAGAAGCUUCAAAGCCUCCAAGUUAUCGUUAUCGACGGCCAUGAAACCACCGUUCAACGACCCCAUCGCACGCUGCUC
Messenger RNA from Eucalyptus grandis, 2459 nucleotides. RefSeq lists its product as uncharacterized. Gene Ontology annotation, molecular function: protein binding. The transcript has 5 exons. The coding region runs from base 222 to 1973 and encodes 583 amino acids. The record is from RefSeq and is a predicted model, not a curated record. Lineage: Eukaryota; Viridiplantae; Streptophyta; Magnoliopsida; Myrtales; Myrtaceae.